Staurois parvus is the source of this 316-nucleotide messenger RNA. The record is from the annotation of a GenBank genome assembly. Lineage: Eukaryota; Metazoa; Chordata; Amphibia; Anura; Ranidae.
UAUAAAAAUCAAGCACCUAGGCAUGCAGACUGCUUCUACAAACAUUUGUGAAAGAAUGGGUCGCUCUCAGGAGCUCAGUGAUUUCAAGUGUGGUACUGUGAUAGGUUGCCGCCUGUGCAAUAAGUCCAUCCGUGAAAUUUCCUUCCUACUAAAUAUUCCAUGGUCACUGUUAGUGGUAUUAUAACAAAGUGGAAGCAACUGGGAACAACAGCAACUCAGCCACGAAGUGGUAGGCCACGUAAAAUGACAGAGCGGGGUCAGCACAUGCUAAAGAGCACAGUGCACAGAAGUCACCAACUGUCUGCAGAGUCAAUAG